AUGGCGGAUCCAAUCGGUACUGAGGAUUUGAAGAAACUCGGCGAUGAUCUUUUGGGGAAGAUGGCAGAGAUGGUGAAGGAAGUCGGAAAUAAGAACUUGGAUUUCAAUUUCAAAAUCCGAAAUAUUUUGACGCAGGCGGCAGCCAACGGAGAGUUGGAGGAGGCAGUUAAGGAAGUUCAAGACUUACUGAAGGCAAGAAACGGAGAGCUGCUGCUUCUGGAUUCCGAUCCAAGUCUUCUGCAGACGAAGGAUAAGUUAGACGCCUUGAAGGCCAUCACUGGAGUCGAUUCUGAAAGCUCGACGACGCAAUCUGACAUGACUUCAAUUCUUCUCCUCUCUAAUCUUGCCGGCAAUAACGGAAACAGAAGCGGAGGAUUCCACGGAGAAAGCAAAAGACGUAGGGCAGAGCAGUAUGCGCAGAGACAACUGUGGUUUCGACAUGAGAGCACUUUCCGAGGCCAGGGAAGUGCUCGGCAAUACGGAGGCCAGGGAUUCGGUGGAGGCAGAGGUGGAAAAGGAGGAGUCAAGUGCUUCAAGUGCUCCCAGUAUGGCCACUAUGCCACAGAAUUUCUAAAAUGGCGGGAAGAGGGGAUAAAAAUCUUUCUAUAUCUUGAUGAUGGAUUAAUUGUGGGCAAGACGGAGAGAGAGGUCGCGAGGGCAGUGAGGAAGGUGAGAGAGGAUUUGAACAGUGUCGGAGUGUGCGUGGCAGAAGAGAAGUCGUUCUGGGUGCCAGACGCAAAGUUUACGUGGCUCGGUUAUAAGUGCGACCUGGUCGCGAGAGAGGUUCGUGGAACCGAGAAGAGAAUGGCCAAGUGGCAGGUUGCUCUUGAUGAGCUGAGGAGGAGCGUGGCUCCAACGGUCCUGGACCGUAUGAAGUUUUUGGGAUGCCUGGCAUCAUUUGAGCUUGUUGCAGGAGACGUUGUUGUUGGCAGAGCACGGUCGAUCAUGCAGACGGUUGGAGAGAGUCAGAGGAAGAAGAGUGAGCCGGCAACAGUGAAGAAGAAGAAAACUCCAGGUGAGGAAAGAGAAAUUGAGUUUUGGAGAGAACGAGGCACAGAAUUAUUGAAGAGAAGUAUAGUGGAAAUUGAGCCGGAAUUUGAUUUAUUUUUGUACACUGAUGCUUCGACGCGAGGAAUAGGAGCGGUGCUUAAGAAUGAGAAAGAUGAUGUUUUGAGGAAAAUGUCGGAAUUAGGCGAUAGCGACUUUGAAGGACAGUCUAGCGCUUGGAGAGAACUGACGGCAGUGAAGAGAGCAGCAGAGGAGCUAGUUGGGAAGGUUAAUGGAAAUAUACAAGUACUUGUGGACAGUCAGGCCGCUGUGAGUGUGUUGAGAAGAGGUUCUAUGAAGCCAGAGUUGCAUAAGUUAGCUGAAAAAGUAGAACAGAACGUGGACGCGGACGAAGCGAGCAGAAAUUUUGAUUUUGGUGACUGGGGAGUGGCAGACAAAGUUUUCAGACAGGCGCAGAGAUUGUGGGGAGAGAUAAAAGUUGAUUGGUUCGCUGAUGCGAAUAACAGAAAGACAGAGCUAUAUUUAUCUAGAUAUCCCGAGUUCGGAACGUCUGGCGUCAACGUCUUCGACCACAUCGAGAGGGCAGAGAGGAUGGGAUGUGCUUGGUGGGUGCCACCUCCAGUGCUGUUACCGCACUUGUUGAAAAUUGCUAGGAAAAGAAGGCUAAGAGGUGUUUUGGUAGCUCCCUUGUGGCAAAGUCACGCUUCUUAUCAGUCCCUCGUAGAUAAAACGCGAAGAUUCAUUAGAGAAAUUAAGGACUAUAUUAUCUAUGAGAAGAAUGAUAGUAUUUUCAUUCCGGGUGACGGCUCUAGGCAUUGCGAAGCCACAAAUUUCAAAUACUGUAGAUCUGAGUUUAUUUUGGCGCUAGUUGACUUCUCUUAA
Molecule: messenger RNA, 1890 nt
Organism: Caenorhabditis briggsae
Lineage: Eukaryota; Metazoa; Nematoda; Chromadorea; Rhabditida; Rhabditidae
Exons: 4
Coding region: 1-1890 (629 amino acids)
Molecular function (GO): nucleic acid binding
Source: RefSeq, a predicted model, not a curated record